Molecule: messenger RNA, 2643 nt
Organism: Cuscuta campestris
Lineage: Eukaryota; Viridiplantae; Streptophyta; Magnoliopsida; Solanales; Convolvulaceae
Source: the annotation of a GenBank genome assembly
AUUCGCCACACUUCAAAUCUGGUACCCGAUUGAUCUUGAAUACCAACCAAACCGCCACUCAAUCAUCUGAACAAUCCGCUGUCUAAUCGAUGCCCACCGUCGUCCUUCUCUCCGGUACCUUCCGCUCGAUGCGAACUCCACAUCUUUCCUUUCCAAAUGAAACUCGUUGCCGAUCCGGCUUGCCAAUUUGAUCUGAGCACUCCUUUGUCCAGCCAGGAUGACCAUGUUCCAGUGCUUACUCGCUGUCGGAGAAGAGCAGGGUCCCGGCGGCCGCUGCCGCACCGUCGUGGUGGGCGUUAAGCUGGAUGCUCGGAGCAGGGAGCUCCUCACUUGGGCUCUCGUCAAAGUUGCGCAAUCUGGCGAUCGCCUCAUUGCUCUUCACGUUCUCAGCGACAAUGAUAUUGUGGAUCAGGAUGGGAAAUCAUCUCUGUUAUCUUUGGUGAAGGCAUUUGAUGACUCCAUUCUUGCAGUUUAUGAAGGCUUUUGUAACCUCAAACAGGUGGAUCUCAAACUUAAGAUAUGCAGAGGCUCAUCGGUUCGGAAAGUGCUUGUGCGCGAAGCAAAUGUUUACCUAGCAACAGACCUAAUAGUUGGGACAUCACGGAAUCACCAUCGAAUCUGUUCAUCAGCCUCUGUCGCAAAGUACUGUGCUAAAAAACUGCCAAGUGAUUGCUCAGUCUCCGCUGUUAAUAAUGGUAAAGUGGUCUUCCACCGAGAAGCAUCAAGACCAUCUCGAGUUACUACAAGAGAAGCUGAACAUCCGCAAAGGAAUGGCUUGCUUGGUGCAAUCCAUAGGACAUCAAGAAAGAGCACGAAGGUAUUACAUGAUAGAAAUGGUGCUCGCGUGACUUUGGGUGAGGCAUUGCUGAGAUAUGAUGAUGUUCAUGAUGAGGAUGUACCAAAACAAAAUUGCUCAAUUAGUUUGAUUGAUAAUUCUUUGUGUACUGCACAAUCAACCGAUGAACCUUCAAGAGAUAAUAAUGAUGAAAGCACAAUGUCUAUAGUACCUGUGGAGAAGCAAGAUGCUGAUUCAAGUUCUUCUAUCACACUGUUGAUAAAAGAACUGCCUGAAGUUAGUAGACCCGGUUGGCCUCUGCUGCGCCGUGGUGUUAUCUCAAACAGGCAGCCUUUAGACAGCUCCACUGUCCAGAAGAUCUCUGUGGUUCAGUGGGCACUUCGCUUGCCAAGUAGACUUCAUAUGCCUUCUGAAGAAAGUGGUGCCAUCGAUCCUUUUAGCAAUGAGACUGCUGAUCAUGCAUCUUCUUCAGAACAAUCACAUCCCUUGCCUGAAGAAUUAGUUUAUCUUCAUGAGAAAUAUGCAGCAACUUGUAGAUUGUUCAAGUACCAUGAACUUCUGUCUGCAACUUUGGCUUUCUCUCCAGAUAAUGUUAUAGGUAAGGGAGGAAGUAGUAAGGUUUACAGAGGUCUUCUUCCUGAUGGCAAAGAGAUUGCUGUGAAGAUUCUAAAAUCAUCUGAAGAUGCACUGAGAGAGUUUGUUUUGGAGAUUGAGAUCAUAACUGCUUUGCAUCACAAAAAUAUCAUCUCUCUAUUUGGCUUCUGCUUUGAGAGCGGCCACCUCAUCAUGGUUUAUGAUUUCCUAUCAAGAGGAAGCCUUGAAGAUAAUCUUCAUGGUACUUGGAGAAAUCUACAAGCAUUUGCAUGGAAGGAGAGAUAUAAGGUAGCUAUUGGUGUUGCUGAAGCACUGGAGUAUCUUCACAACCGAGAUGAUCGACCUGUGAUUCACCGUGAUGUAAAAUCCUCAAAUAUACUCCUAUCUGAUGAUUUUCAGCCACAGCUUUCUGACUUUGGACUUGCUAAAUGGGCAUCGACGACCUCCUCUCACAUUACAUGCACUGAUGUUGCUGGAACUUUCGGUUACUUGGCUCCAGAGUAUUUCAUGUACGGAAAGGUCAACGACAAGAUUGAUGUCUAUGCAUUCGGUGUAGUACUUCUUGAACUUUUGUCAGGGAGAAAGCCUAUAAGCAGCGACUACCCAAAGGGUCAAGAGAGCCUGGUUAUGUGGGCCAAGCCAAUUCUGGAAUGUGGGAAAUAUGCCGAGUUGCUAGACCCAAGCCUAGGAAGUGAUUGUGAUUGUGAAGAGGUGGAGCGGAUGGUUCUUGCUGCUUCUCUGUGCAUUAGACGUGAUCCCCGAGCUCGGCCUCAAAUGAGACUUAUAGUGAAGCUGCUCAGAGGAGAUGCAGAAACAAGCAAAUGGGCGCAUCAGGGGAACAACGGCUCAGAGCAGGUGGGUUCCCCUGCAAAGCAGCUACCUGCAGGAGUGGAAGUUGCUUCAGAUGCAUUGGAUUAUGAGGAUGCAAGCUCUCAUCUUCAUCAUCAACCUACUCACAUGCGCUCGCACCUCAAUCUUGCAUUGCUUGGGGUUGAAGAUGAUGAUGAGGAGGAUUCUCUCUCGGUCAGCAGCAUCGAUCAACAUCAUCAUAUCUCACUGGAAGACUACCUUAGUGGGCGGUGGAGCUGCUCAUCUAGCCUGCUUGACUGACUGACAGACUGGUAACCCCAUGCAUGUCUUCGAAGAUUCGUACGCUCCUUCCGUGCAUAUAUGUGUCUGUGUGUGUAUACUGCAGUUUUUGUGUGUAUAUUUGCUCUUUUCUUUGGGUUGUAUAUGUGUGCUCAAAUCUUGGU